CCAUUAUCCCAUGGAUCCCUCUAGUUCCCCUUCACAGCCUACCUUGGACGCUGCUGACAAUGAGCCCAAGAAAUCCAUGGCAGCUCCAGCGGCCGCGGAUCAACCUACAACAACCGACUCCAAGGAACCCGCGGACGCUCCUCCGUCAACGCCUUCACCUGCUGAAUCAGACGCGACCACCGAAAAACCUGUGGCAUCUGAAAAGCCCACCGAAAAUGAGCCACCUAAAGAAUCCAAGGAACCCACAGAACCCGCGGAACCGUCAAAGCAAGAUCCUCCCAAGCCAACCCCAACGACAUCCGCUGCGGCUACCACUCCAGCUGUGACCAGUAAACCAUCAUCCCAGGUAGACUCAAAGCCUACAGCACCUACGGCAACGUCCGCUCCUCCCGUGGCCCCAAAACCCCACACGUCUACACCAUCAGCAGUCAAUUCAGUGCCAUCCGAUGUUCCUAUCCUUUCUUCGUCGACUAUUGAAUCCUUGGCUUCGUCUCCAGCUGCGACAUCGAUAGGGUCAUCCAUUACUUCUUCAUCACCCGCUUCCCCUUCUGCUGUGGCUUCCAAUGCGGAUGCGGACAGCUCUGGCAGCAUGAGCAAAAGCGCCCUGAUCGGCGGGAUUGUGGGUGGUAUUAUUGGUUUGAUAGCUCUAGCCGCGCUUACCCGUUUCUUGAUCCGUCGCAAACGAAGAGCGAGAGCAACGCGUACCAGUCGUGCCAUGGAUGAAAUCUUUACUCCUGGUAACGGAAACCACGUGUUUGAAACCCAAGAAGCCAACACAUACAAUGAUGGAGCAGGAAAUGGAUAUAAUAUGCACGACCCUUACCAUGCAUCUGAUUAUGAAGCGCAGCAUAAUAUAGCAUCACCUCAAAGAGCCUAUGAUCCGAAUCACGAUCUAGCGUAUGCGCAGGGAGCUUAUACACCUCAGGCGGCCUAUCAAACCCUGUCUCCUUCACAGCCCUAUCAUCCCCAAUUGAGUGAUGAAGCUUUCCAGAGCGUGACUUCACCCGUGGUAAAUUAUAACACGGUAGGUGCUGGUGGGCACGGUAUGCCAGCGGAGGGGAUGCUUCCUCUCGCUAGUCACCAGUCAUCAUCGGAUCACGGCUAUGCGGCAAGACAAGACGUCGGUGACCACACGCCUCACACACAACAUGCGCAACCACCUUAUCACGGAGAAUACCAGAAUUAUCAGUACGCUUACGAUCCACACGCUGAAGGGUACACUCAAGGUUACUAUCCGGAGCAAUAUGCAGCGCAGUAUGGUCAGCCUUAUGCUGCAGGUUACGGCGAUGUGUAUCAACAGCACGACUAUUCUCCCCAUCCUGUACCAGCACAAAGGAUGCAGUCGCCUCAAAUGAUGAGCUCCGCACCCCCGCCUGCACCACCGCAACAUACGAUGAUGAUGAACUCACCACACGAUGGCACAUAUGCCAACGAAAGGAGUCACUAAUGCAUAGUGAAAAAAAUGAUUCAUUGACAUCGGAACCAAAUUUUUCUCUUCUGAGAGCAGCGUUCCCACACAGGAUACUCUACAAUUUUACACGAAAUACUUUGCAAUUUACACGGUCAUUCGAAUGUAUCAGUGUUAUCAACUGUCUGCACGGUUUAUGGCAGGUCCAUGUGCAAAAAUCGAAUUCACGGAUGAUUCACACAACUGAUGCAAGCAUCAUGAUAGUUACGAUAUAAUAUUCUUAUAUGACCCCAUUUGAUCCUUUUUUCAUUAUCUGGUGUAAUCGAGUAUAGAUAAAUUUAUUCAAAAAAAAAAACAACAACAAAUAACUGUUUUUGGUCACAUUA
Radiomyces spectabilis is the source of this 1794-nucleotide messenger RNA. RefSeq lists its product as uncharacterized. The record is from RefSeq and is a predicted model, not a curated record. NCBI's taxonomy places the organism in Eukaryota, Fungi, Mucoromycota, Mucoromycetes, Mucorales, Radiomycetaceae. The transcript has a single exon. Bases 11 to 1447 code for a protein of 478 amino acids.